Dreissena polymorpha is the source of this 1640-nucleotide messenger RNA. RefSeq lists its product as uncharacterized. Gene Ontology annotation, cellular component: plasma membrane; lysosomal membrane. The transcript is spliced from 10 exons. The record is from RefSeq and is a predicted model, not a curated record. NCBI's taxonomy places the organism in Eukaryota, Metazoa, Mollusca, Bivalvia, Myida, Dreissenidae. Gene Ontology annotation, molecular function: NAADP-sensitive calcium-release channel activity. The coding region runs from base 1 to 1209 and encodes 402 amino acids.
AUGGACAGUGAGGAAGGAGAUUCAGAUCAAACACCAAUCCUGAAUAACAUGGACUCCUCAGUAAAUUUAUCAUCCAAUUCAAUCUCACUGCUACGUGAAGGUGAGUCAGUGAAAGAAAAGGCUUUAAAUGCAGAUGCCGACGCGCCACAAGAAGUUCGAGCUGGUGACGAGACCCACAGUCGUCUCAAGUUUUUCAUUCGCUUGCUGAUAUAUUCUCCGUUGAAAUUCAAACUCGGCUCCCUAUGGAUCAGUCUGCCGCAUUUCUUUUUACUGGUGGCACACGUCCUUAAACUUGUGCUGAUUACUAUUCUAGUCUUUAAGGUCGGUGAAUGUCGGGCCCGACUGAGCGCGGUCGUGUUGCACGGACAGACAGCUUUGAGGCACAUCUUGCUGCUACAGUGGGACGCAAGCUAUGAAACACUUCCGUACCCACCGUCUAUAGGAGUUUUUGCCGCAUAUGAUAUAGACGAUUUCAAAAGCAGAAUCAACUACGGUGUCGCUCAGAUACAACUCUCCGGCAGCACGAAGCGAAUGUUCAAUGAUCUGUCGUACCUUAGACGCUGGUGGAUCGUCCCGUCUAUCAUAGGAGACGCAUUCGCAAUUGCAGGGACUUCCAACAUCAUCCAGGAAUUUACAAAACAGCUACAGACGUUUGAUAAAAUGGCGGUGCACAUCGGUUAUGGGUGUUUGCUGGCCUGGAUCUGCGUGAUGCGAUACCUCAAAGUACACGUCAAGGUCUCGUUGUUGUUCCACAUCCUCUACUAUGCAAAAUGGAACGUCUUAGCCUUUUUGGUCUGCGCAUCCAUACUCUUUGUCGGCUACUUGUUUUGCGCCUACGUGGCUUUAGGCGUGUAUCACUUCAAGUUUCAAAACAUUGGAAUGUCGGCGGACGCGCUGUUCGCUUUGACCCAGGGUGAUGACGUGUUCGCCACAUUCAGUGGCAUGAGCAAGAACGCCGUCGGGGAUCCCGGAUAUGUGCAGACUAGUCUGCGCAUCCUCGCUUGCAGCUUCAUCAUCCUCUUCACGAUCAUUAUCCUGAACCUUCUCAUUGCCCUCUUCAACAGCGCCUAUGAAAUCAUCAUGAAAAAAGAAAACGGCGAGGUCUUGAAUAGUAACAUUACGAGAUUUGAGAGAGUGUUUUACCGGUACAUCAGCCUGACAGAAAAUGGCGACAUGAAGGAAUUUGGAGAAUUUGCUUCAACAGCUUGAUCAGGAGACCGACGUAAAUCACCUGUUUUCAGUAACCGGACAAAUGGGACUUGAGUAUAAAAACAUCAAGGCGAAAAUGGACACAAUUUGCAUGUUUGAUUUUCUUAACGGCGACUAUAUGCGCGCACAUUCUGGAGUAACGCAUAGCAACAGCAAACGAUGCUGUUGCAUGAAAUUACGAUGGAGAGUUACGAAUGUUGUAUUCUUAAGGUUUUGGCUUGAAGACAACAAACAACCAUCCAAUUUGGAUAUUACUGAUAUAUGCUCUAUUGCUCCUACAAGUUUGGGCAAUCAAAAUCAAAACACACAAUGAAUUAAACUGCUAUUACCGUCUUGAAAACACUGAAAACAAGAACGUAAAUAUGUUUUAAAUUAUUCAAGAACAAUAAAGUUUAAUGUUCGUAUAUUAAUAAAGUGUGUAUAUAAAAGCC